Sitophilus oryzae (rice weevil) is the source of this 1651-nucleotide messenger RNA. RefSeq names its product protein LTV1 homolog (gene LTV1). Gene Ontology annotation, cellular component: nucleus; cytosol; preribosome, small subunit precursor. The transcript has 8 exons. Bases 241 to 1608 code for a protein of 455 amino acids. Lineage: Eukaryota; Metazoa; Arthropoda; Insecta; Coleoptera; Curculionidae. Gene Ontology annotation, biological process: ribosomal small subunit biogenesis; ribosomal small subunit export from nucleus. The record is from RefSeq and is a predicted model, not a curated record.
AAAGAGGGGAAGUGACAGCGAGACCUGGAAGAUGUCUGCCAUCUUGCCGUCGACAAAAAUUUGGAUGCGCACUCGUCGAAGCUCAUUCUCCCACUUCCAUAUCUCUGGUUUUAGAACAAUCUUUGGUUUAGGAACGCAUGGAAAAAUUCUUUGAUGGAAAAUCUUAGUGGAAAAUAUUUACGAACUUCAAUCGCAUCUAAAAAUCUUAUUUUAAUUCUGUUAUAUUAGUUUAUUCUUAAAAUGCCAAAAAAGAAGGAAAAACUAAAAGGAGUUACAUUUCAAUUAGUACACAGAAGUCAGCAGGACCCUCUAGUUGCAGAUGAAACGGCACCUCAAAGAGUUCUUGUGCCUCUAACUGGCAAGGAAACGAAAGCUGAAAAAGAGAAACGUAUUGAAGAACAACAUAAAUAUGGCAUUUAUUUCGAUGAUGACUACAAUUAUUUGCAACAUCUCAAAGAUCCAAAGGAUUAUGGUAUGGAAUGGCCAGAACAUAUUGAUGAAGAAGUACAAAAGAGAAAAGAGGAGAAAUAUAAAAUUAAACUUCCAUCUUCUGUGUUUGCAUCAACCAUAGAGGAAGAAGUUGGAAUGUUGAAUAAAGCGGUCCCAAUAUCAGGACCUCAGUUAGAUCUAGAUCCUGAUAUAGUGGCAGCAAUGGACGAUGAUUUUGACUACGACGAUCCUGAAAACCAGCUAGAAGAUAAUUUUAUUGAAUUAGCUGAGGGAGUUAGUUCUACCAAUGAUUAUUUUGAUGAAAACGAUGAAGAUAACUAUGAAUAUUCUGACUACAACAGUGAGGGGUUAGAUGAUGUUAGGUCUUUGGGAUCAGAGCAGUCCUUUUCUAAAGAAGAAACAAAAUCUAGAUUUACUAAUUAUUCAAUGACCAGCUCAGUGAUGAGAAGGAAUGAUCAGUUAACAUUACUGGAUGACAGAUUUGAAAAGAUGUAUGCAGAUUAUGAUGAAAAUGAAAUAGGAGCAUUAGACACAGAAGAAAUAGAAGGCCAUGUAUUGGAAUCAUCUGAUAUACUACUUCAAUAUGCUGAAGAAUUCGCCAAACAACAAACCACUGAACAACUAAGCAAUGAAAAAAUUACUAAUAAGACUCAAGAAUUUGUUGAUAAUGAAUCUGAUAAUGAAAGUGAGGAUGAAAUGAAAUAUAUUCAAAUUGAUGACACAGAGAAGUGGGACUGUGAAACUAUUCUGAGCACAUACUCGAAUAUAUAUAAUCAUCCUAAAUUAAUUGUUGAACCUUCAAGUAAUAAAAUUAAAAUUGAUAAAAAAACAGGUCUGCCAAAAAAUAUUUUGGGUGCAAACAAACUUACUACAAAAGCAUUAAAUGAAUUAAAUGCACAAAAUGGAGUAUUUCAGGGCACUGGGUCAAAAUCUGUUGCAGGUCAGUCAAUUAUUUCUCAAUUAUCCCAUUUGUCAAUAAGACCAAAAAAUGAACAGCCCAAGGAACGAAGAGAUCGAAAAAAGGCUCUUAAAGAAUACAAACGCGAAAGAAGAUUGGAAAAGAAACUAAAUACAAAAGCAUUUAAAGAAGAAGCCCAAAAACAGGCAAAAAUAGCUAUAAAUAACAAAAAUAAUGUACAAGGAAACAGAAUAUUAUAAUUAAUUAUAGAACUAUGGCUAAAAAUAAAAUAUUUACAGAGUU